UACAUCACUCGCCACAUCUCGAGCAGAACGGAGACAGAGCCGGAGAACUGGGAGCCGAGACCGGAGAAAAGAGCAUCCAAAGAGGCCGAAUAUAACAGUAUCUGCAGCCGAAGGUGGUGUGCUUCUAAACGUAUUCAAAAAAAAAAAUCACCGGAAAUUGCCGUAAGAGUUCUAGAACUCUAGUGAAAGUGACAAGUGAAAGUCAAAGUUACGAAACCCAAAACCAAAGAUAUGCAGAAAAUGAAUUUACAUGUGUGCGCCUUAGCGCUGCUGCUCUUCGGCAGUAUCGCCACUGUCCACGGCCGAGCCUUGGACAUCGUAGACGACAGCAACGAUGUGGACAACUCCAUUGAGACGGAACCGGAGCCGGAGCAGAAGUCCCACGCCCGGCCGUUCGACGCCGACUGGCUGAAGUUCACCAAGACGCCGCCGGCGAAGCUGCAACAGGCAGCGGGUGCCACCAUCGAGAUUGUGUGCGAAAUGAUGGGAUCCCAGGUGCCCAGCAUCCAGUGGGUGGUGGGUCAUCUCCCCAUAUCGGAGAUCGACGAUCUUGAAUCCAACCAGGUGUCUGAGGAUGCCCCUAGUGCCAUUGUUCGUGUGCGAUCGGUCCACAUUAUCGAUCACAUGCUAAGCGAGCCCCGCACCUACACCUGUGUGGGACGCACUGGCUCCAAGACCAUCUACGCCAGCACCGUCGUCCACCCGGCUCGCUCCUCCGAGAUCAUGGCGAGGGAGAAGCAGUAUCCCGGCAACCAGAAGCCUCGCAUCAUCUACACCGAGAAGACGCAUCUGGACCUGAUGGGCUCCAACAUCCUGCUGCCGUGCCAGGUGCACGCACGUCCCAGGGCCGAGAUCACCUGGUUCAACAACGAGAACCAGAAGGUUGUCCAGGGUCAUCGCUACAAGAUCCUGUCCACCGGUCAUCUGCUGAUCUCCGACAUCAAGUGGGAGGACAUGGGCAACUACAAGUGCCUGGCCCGCAACGUAGAAGGACACGAUUCCGCCGACACCUUCGUGUACCCCGUACUUAAGGAGGAAGACUAAAGAUCCAAAAACCCAAAAACCACAUAAGGCUAUUGAAUUGACGACGGGAAUAUUCAUCUAGUUAGUUAGAUAGAUCAAAUGCCUUCGAAGAUGCGUGAAAAAUAACAAAAAAGGAAAUAAUGAUUAGAAAAAAAAAAACCCAAAAAAAUAUAGAUGGAGUCAUACGAUUUACAGUUAUGUACAAUUUAGGCUAAGAUCCAGGUAGCUCGUAAUUAACCGUAUCUAAUGCCGGCUUAGACUAAAGAUUUUCUAUCUCAAUACCCUCGAAUGGCACUCGAAUUGUAUCAACUUAUAUACGGUCUAUGUAUGGUAUAUGUUUUUCUUCAAUUUUAGUUCUUAAGUUAUCGGCUUGUAAUCACGCUUGUAAUUUUUUUUUUUAUUAUUCGUUUCUGUAAGUAGCAAUGAUUGUUCCUAGCGAUUCAGGCGAGCUCUAGUUAACGUAUUUAAACUAAUUGGCCGUUUACUUAAUCGGGAGGCGCUUCUGGCAGCCCCCCCCGGAGACAACUUGAAACCAAUGAACCAUAAACACUCCAAUCAAUCUGUUAAUCAGCCAGCCAGUCAGUCAGUCAGUCAAUCACCCAAUUCGUAUUUACAUACACCAUUCAAUCAUUUCUACAAUUAAUUUAUUGAUCGACCUUAAAUUCAUCCCGCAUUGCAGCCCAUAUAGAAUCACGGAAAAGUAUUUAACAGCACGGAAUUAAUCAGUUUCAUAAGCUACCCCCCUCCACCCCCUGCCCUGACUAUAUAUUUUAAUUUGUAAGCUAAUUGAACUGAACUAUAUAUGGUUUUAUAAUUUGUUUAGUUUGUAAUCAACUUUCAUGAGAUGUUUUUUGAAUAAAUAAAAGAAAAGAAAAUAAAUACAACAA
Molecule: messenger RNA, 1910 nt
Organism: Drosophila bipectinata
Lineage: Eukaryota; Metazoa; Arthropoda; Insecta; Diptera; Drosophilidae
Gene: ImpL2
Product: Ecdysone-inducible gene L2
Biological process (GO): homophilic cell-cell adhesion; synapse organization
Cellular component (GO): axon; plasma membrane; neuronal cell body
Molecular function (GO): axon guidance receptor activity
Source: RefSeq, a predicted model, not a curated record